Messenger RNA from Schistosoma curassoni, 363 nucleotides. NCBI's taxonomy places the organism in Eukaryota, Metazoa, Platyhelminthes, Trematoda, Strigeidida, Schistosomatidae. The record is from the annotation of a GenBank genome assembly.
CAUUGUUCAAAUUUUAGUGAUGAAGGUAUCAGAAGUAAAAACUUUCUUCCGGAUUCAAUGUAGGGAGAUAUCCUCUCAUACACUGCUCUCCACAAAACAAAUUCAGGCUGAGCAUCACACCAAACUGAUGGCCCGACUUCAAUUCAUAAUCAAAAUAACUUCAUAUUUAAUAAUUGCUAUGAAUGACAGUUCUUUGAAAUUACUCAUAAAUCGAACUACAUUUUCACCUUUUGAAAUAACUAUAACAUAACCAUUUUCAAUAACUGGUACUAAACAUUUUAAUUUGGUGAAUAUAUAUAUCUUAAGUAUUAUAAGCAUCAUAUUUAUUGUUUUUAUCAUGUUACAAGAAACUUUAUACUUGCU